AUGCCCACCGUGAGCCUUCCAUCCAAGCCUGGCGCCUCUGUUGCUUAUGAGCUUUUCGAAGGAGACUCAGAAAGUGAUCUUCUCAUUGUCUUCCUCAACGGUCUGGUAUUACCACAACUUGCCUGGAAACCGUGCAUUACUCUCUUCAAGGAGCAAUCGAGCAUUUUACCAAAGCCAUGGAUGCUCACUUAUGAUCGCUAUGGACAAGGUGCCUCAUCUAGAGACCCAAGAGAAAAUUUACCAGAAAGAGAACCCGGCUACGCCCAUACACUUGACCACGUGACCGACGACCUUCACGAAUUGAUUGAAACUCUCUCCCCUGGUCGUUGCUCGCGUAUUGUUUUUGUCAAUAACAGUAUCGGUGCACACAUCGCAAGAAGAUAUGCCGAUAGGUUUCCUAAAAUUGUUGAAGGCAUUCUGUUCCUGGACUCCAACCCCGGAAACGCUGAUUACGCUGACAUCUGGCCAAACCCGAAGGACCCUUCCUUCGACCUGGAGAAGAUGAUUCCCGCUGGCACUGCUCUUGAAGUAUACGAAGCUGCGUAUAUCAAGAUGACCACCGUAUUUGCCGCGGAUGCUAAGAAUAAGGAGGGCUUUGAUCGACGACAAAUCAAAAGCAUGUUGCCUGACCCAUCCAAGCCAAAGCUCAAAGGAUCCAAAUCCACAAACAAAGGACCUUGGAUUACAGUUGUAGGUCAUGAGCUGGAGGCGUUCUCGAAUGAAGAAUGGUUGAUGAUGAAGGUACCAUUAGGCAUGGCUGCAAGGUAUACUCAACCUGAGUGGCAGAAAUACAACGAGGGACUAUGCCAGCUUACUGAGCCCGAAAGAGCGAAGGGACCACUCAUUGCACCAAAAUGUGGUCAUUUUAUUCAGAAGGAUAACCCACCAUUUGUUGCAGAACAGCUGGUAGAACUCAUCAAGAAUGUCGAGAGUACUCGAUGA
Glarea lozoyensis ATCC 20868 is the source of this 942-nucleotide messenger RNA. RefSeq names its product alpha/beta-Hydrolase. Lineage: Eukaryota; Fungi; Ascomycota; Leotiomycetes; Helotiales; Helotiaceae. The transcript is spliced from 3 exons. The record is from RefSeq and is a predicted model, not a curated record. The coding region runs from base 1 to 942 and encodes 313 amino acids.